This is a messenger RNA of Trichobilharzia regenti, 3300 nucleotides long. NCBI's taxonomy places the organism in Eukaryota, Metazoa, Platyhelminthes, Trematoda, Strigeidida, Schistosomatidae. The record is from the annotation of a GenBank genome assembly.
AUGUCAAGCCCAUCAGAUACGAAUGAUCACCUUAUAGCUCAACCACCCAAAGAAUAUGAAGCUCUUCAUGUUGAAUCACAAACUGAAGUUGCUAGCAGUGCAGCUUAUCAGUCAAUUGAUGAACAGUUUCAUUUAGGAAAAUUAACAAGCACUGAAGUUGCUAUGCUUAAAGCACGUUAUGUAAAGCUAUAUGAAGCGUUAAAAAAAACUAGAGACAAUGAAUUUAAUCUAAUUCAACUGACGAAACGAUUCAUUAGUGAAAUAGAAAGCCAACACAGUGAAUUAGCCAAAGCUGAUCUCUUCCCUGAUAAUGCAUUAACUGAACCAUCGCAGUUACGGGCACAGAUUUUAAGCCAUUAUAAUACAGCUAUGGAGACAGAUGAACGUGUUGAAAUGUUACUUUAUGAAGCUGGUUUACUACGCGAAGAACGUAAGCUGUUGAGUCGAGAUUAUUCGCGUUUACCAACAUCUGAACUGGAAAAUCUUGGUGAUGAUAUGAGUAUAUUUCAGGAAAUGGAAAGACGAGUUAAAUUACUCCAGGGACAAUGUCAAGAAUUAUGGCUUGAAAUUGAUGUACUCAAAAUGGAAGGAAAGCGUACAAGAGAGCUGUAUAGGCAAACUUCUGAAACAGAACAAGAUUUAAUCAAUGAGCAUACCGAAGCGCUUUCACGCUUAAGCGACGUUAAAGCUGAAUGGGUUGUAGCAACAGAUUUGCCUGGACAGUAUUCUAAAGAAACUGAGAAAGCUCGUAAAUACAAAUCAAAUGCUGAAAAGGAUUUACAAUUGCGAAGAGAAGAACAUAUUUCUCUUCAGAAUACUCGAGCAGACUACGAAGAGUUGCUGAGAAAAGCCGAAAUGACUAGAGAAAGAUUACGAGAGGAUUUAAGUAUUAUCCGUCAGACAAUAUUAGACAAAAAACAAUCUUUGGAAGAUUCAAAUAAAUUAUACGACAACUGGUUUGAAAUGGAAAUGAUGAAUCGUACCGAAAAAGCCCGUCUAUUACAACGUGCUCUUCUGGCAGAGCAGAACAAAAAGGAUCUAAUUGAAGAUAUAAAUAAAGUGACCAAAGAACGGGAUAAUAUUAACAAACUGUUAAGAAAUUUAAUCACAGCUAUUGAAGUUGUCAAAGAGAGUCUAAAAGUUGUACAACAAAUACAUAACAGGACAAGGGCACGAUUUGUUGUUUCACCAAAAUACGAUGGUGAAUUAAUGGAAAAGAAACGUCGUCUUCAGAUAGCUAUUCAGAUGGGACAACAAGAAUUACAAGAAGAAUAUCAACGUGCAGAAAAUGAACAAGCAAAAACUUCACAAUGUGUAAUGCUUAAUGAACGACGUUUAAUGGUUUUAGAACAUGCACGUGCAGAAAACUGGGAACUAUUACGACUGAUAAGUAAUUUAACUGAUGGACUUACUAAAGCUGUACGUGAACAUACUUGUGUUAGAAAAAAGUCUGAUCGAUUAUCUGAGGAAUUGUGGACAAAAAAUAUGGAAAUUACUGAACAAACUAGAAAAUUGGAAGAACUCGGUAGUAGAUUAACGGAAAUCUCCAAGUGUUAUGCGAAGGCAAAAUUAGAACGUAACAAGUUUGUCGGCUUAUUACAAACAUCAAUAAAACUUGCAUUAGAUACACGUGAACGCUUAAAGUUGCAUACAAAUGAAGCAGAAAUACUAAUGUUCAAUUUACAAAAACGUGAUGCUCAGUUAACAAAAGAACGUAAAUUAUUUGCAACUGUUAUUGUCCAACGAGAUCAUAAACGUCAUCAUGUUUGUAAACUGGCUGAAAUGAAUGCAAAACAGUUGCAAAAACGUGAACAAUUGCAAAUGAGUAUUCAACAAAUUAAUACUAUAUACAGUCAAACUGAAGCAGAAACUUUAAGUAUUAGAAAGGCUAAAGAGCGUAAUGCACGUUUACGUAAUGAAAAAGCUAUACAAUUAAUCGAAAGAAAUCAAGAAGUUUACAUACUCCAGGAAAGGCUCAGUGCACAAGCUGCUGCAGGAAACGCAGCAGAACUGAGUUUACGUGGACUAGAAGAAGAAAUUGGAUUCUUGAAACUAUACCGAACGCAAUUAUCCAAUUAUAUUCAAGUGAUCAAUAAAAAUGGCCCCAAGAUAGAUGCAAUGAAAACUGAAUUAAGAGGUCUGAUACAUGAGUUAAUAGCAAGUCGAGUGAAAUUAAAUGAACUAGUGCGUCAAGCUGAAGAUCCUGAUUCUGAAGGACGUCUCAGAAUACUUGGUGGAAAAGAUCCAUCACAGUUACAAUUAUGGAUGAGUUUAGGUCAGUUAGAACGACGUAUGGCAGCUAAAGAAGAGGAUAUGGCAGAAAAAAACCUCACAUACGAAGCAGUUUGCCGUCUAGUAGACAGUUUACAAGUUAAAGCGAAUGCUGGAAAAGAUGAUACCUUAACUUUAGCUAUCGAAAUAAAUAAAGUUAAAUCAUCACUGAAAAACAAUAGAAAUAAAAUGAAAACACUUUAUGCAGAACUUAUUAUUACAGCAGGUGAACGUAACCGUAUGAGAAGGUAUAUUGAGAAGUUGGAACAUCAUCUUGAUAUAUGUGAAAUAUACAGAAGUAAUGGAGACGAGUAUUCUGCUAACAUAGAACACCUUCUCUUAAAACAUUCACACUCUGAUAGGACUAAGAAGAAAAGGAAAUUGAAUAAACCUUUGGGGCCAACAGAAAUAAAACCGAUGAGGCCUCCAGGAACAAUGCCAAACAGAUACAAUUCUAUAUCUACAGUGGGUCUUAGAACUCAGAGUAUCUACACAAACAACAAUACAACGAAAACUGAAAGUCUAAAUAAGAACCAGUCCGCGGAUCAAAACCAAAAGACGAAUGAAAGUAGACUGGUUAAACUUCCAUCACUUUGGCCAGGAAAGAAAAAUUCUGUAGUGAAAAGAAUGAAUCAAACUGAAGAUAGAAACGUACAUUGUCCAGAAAUAACAAACCUGCCACUGGAAAAUAUCAUUUCAAUAAGAGUAGUUACCCCUUAUACAAUAAGUUAUAAACAAAAACCACAACAGCAACAACCAGAAUUAUCCAUUUUAUGCAUUAGAAAACAAAAGGUGGAGAAAUCAAACAAUAAGAACGAAAUUGAUGAUUCAAAAGCCAGUAGUUCUAAUGACGAGAUAUCUUUUGCAUCAUUUAAUUCAGAAUUUCAAAAGUUGACUUGGCGAGACAAUGAUUUCGAUACUACUUAUGACCCUAGUAAGAUGAGUAGUGAUUACAACAAUGAUGUAAGUCAAUGUGAAAUUACAACCGACCAAGAUGGUAGUGAUGGUGAUGAUGAAAGAGAAGCAUAA